UUCAUCUUGUUGCAUACCGUAGCCUUUUUGUUUCUCUUUUUAAAAUGUUUUAUCUCUUGCAGUCAUGAUUCAACUUAAACACUGAAACUUUAUGCAUGAGGGAGAUUUGUGGUGAGCGCUGACAUCCCAGGGGUAUAGCAGGCCAGCUUCAGGCUACUAUAAAACACGUCAGUCACCCGCCACUUUGAUUUUCUUCAGUUUAACUAUAUGACAUAAUCCAGAUAAGCAGUAUGCACUGGGAGAAAUCGUCACCAUCAUCGCUGACCAGGUCCAGACCGUACCAAGGUGUCCGAGUCAGAGACCCGGUCAAGGAGCUGCUGAGGAGGAAGAGAAGUCUGGAGCCGCACUGCAUCAAGACGGCGCCCCCUUCUGCGGAUGUGGUCACGCAUAACAGCCAGUCGUAUACACAAGGCGUGUUUGGCUCUGAUGUUGCCGGCGGCUCCCCAGCCGAGCCGUUGACUGCAGUCAGUGAUGGAGGGCUACAGUGUGCAGGAUGGAGAUCUGUCCCAUCUACCACCAGUGCUGGCCAGCAGGCUGCUGUUACACCCUGGUCCACAUCUGACUACCAGCAGGACCAUUCAGCUCAGACUCUGGCUUACCCAGCCACCCCCACCCUCACUGCUGAUGUAUUCAUGCAGACUCUUUGUCCCAGCUACACCAUGCUGACCUACACACACACACCAUUGCUCACCAACUUUGGGAACAUUCCUGUUGCCCCAGCACCAGGCUCCCUCCCUCAGAUGGAGCUCCCAGACUCAGGGUUGACCUACCUCCCUUGGGCCCAGCCCAUCACCACCAUAUCUACCAUGCCGAACCAGGGAGUCCAGUUUGCCCCCGGCUCUGCAGCCCUGCCUGGGUCACCUCUGGUCCAGAUGCCCUUGUCCAUGUCUUUGACCACCAUGAUUCCUCAGCUGGAAGCUCAGAGUGGAGGUCAUCCUCUUCCGCAGAUACUGGACCUCCCGCAUCAUUCAGAACAUCAAGUGGACCAUGAGCCGCAAGGCCAGUCUCCAAGCUCGAGUCCAGAGGCAGAGUCUCCAAACCUCCUGGAUAAACUUCUGGAGGAUCAAAAGGGUGAUAGCGAAGACGAGGACAAAGACUCGUACAGCAGCUCGCUCUUCAUUCCAAAUGUCUGAAAAUUUGAGUUUUCUUCUAGAGUAGCAUUUUUUCUGUUCGUCCGGGGCACCAUUAAAGGAUUAUUUGGCCUAAUUAUGACUUCAUUUGGCUACUGUGUCUACAAUUUGUAUUGAUUAAGGUAGCUGUAUUCCUUAAAGUAAUUGCUGAGAUCAACGCUGAAUGAAUAGCAAUGGGAAAGUUGGCAACUCCCCCCAAAUCCCAGGCAACUCCCUCCAAAUUCCAAGAUUUUUAAUUUUCAAUUCAUUCGUAAAUACAAUUUUUUUUUUAGGAAUGUGCACCACUAAAGCUCAAAAAGGUGGCUAAAUUUUAGAGCUUCAGAGCGCUUGGCUGUUUAAGACUGUUUUUAAAUGGGUGUGUGAUGCUUUUCUUGAGUUGCAAUUGACUUUUAUUCAUGCAACUGUUUCCUUUAUGCAGCAAAGUCUGGCAUUGAGAAACAGGACAAAAAAGACACUGCUGUCUGUCAUUAGAAAUGAUAUCUGAGACUGUCGCAGUUUACUGAGAAAAGCCUUUAGUGCUGUCCGUGUCCUGAGGUGUUUGUCAAAGUGAUAAAAUCAGCAAAUAAUGCUGUCAGUUAACAAGAGUCAGGAGCUACUAUAAACUGACUUCAUUCAAACUCAAACUGCGUCAGGCAAGAACUUUAUGUCACAUGAUAAGACUGGCGAUUUAUGCUGCUGCAGAUACAAGAAAGAACAGUUACUUAAGACAAAUAAAUAAUGAGAAAACAAAGCAAACAACGCCAACAUGCUAACCUGCCUGAUGCUACUUUAAAGUUCAAGAACGGUUUCUGGCCAAAUUCUCUUUUUUUCAGGUUGUGGUUCAAACUGAAUUACUAUUUCUAUACUAUUUUAAAUACAUUUGGAGUGCUUUGUACCAUCUUACAUUGUACUUUAGGAGAAUUUUAUCCCAUAACUGUGCUUGCACUUGGCAGGGAAGGCCUCUAAGUCUCAGGGGUUUCCCCGAGGGGAAACUGUCAUUGUGAAAGGGGCUGCAACUCCUUUGUUGAAUCUCAUUCCUUAAAAUCACCAAAGAUCGUAUCACAGUGGACAAAACAAGGUGGGAACAUGUUAAGAGAUGUUAGCUAUGGCUCUGUGUUCUUUAUGCAGAAUUCACAAAUUUGAAAACUGAAUAAAUGCUAAGAGUGUAGUUGACACUCCAAAUGGACACCAACAAAAAACAAAUAUAAAA
This is a messenger RNA of Etheostoma cragini (Arkansas darter), 2319 nucleotides long. RefSeq names its product POU domain class 2-associating factor 1. The transcript has 5 exons. Gene Ontology annotation, biological process: positive regulation of transcription by RNA polymerase II. Gene Ontology annotation, cellular component: RNA polymerase II transcription regulator complex. Lineage: Eukaryota; Metazoa; Chordata; Actinopteri; Perciformes; Percidae. Bases 231 to 1133 code for a protein of 300 amino acids. Gene Ontology annotation, molecular function: DNA binding; transcription coactivator activity; POU domain binding. The record is from RefSeq and is a predicted model, not a curated record.